AUGGACACGAAGAAGAAGUUCGAGCUGGAGCGGGCGCUCGCGACCGAGAACCAGGCCGUCUCGGCGGGCAAGCUCAAGGAGGACAAUCCGCUCGACACCACCGAGACGUUCCGCCAGUUCUGCGAGGCAUGUCGGCGGGGUGACCUCAAGGUGUGCCAGGAAAUGAUCCAGGCGGGCGUCAAUGUCAACGCCCGCGACAGACAUGACUACACACCAUUGAUCCUUGCUAGUCUCUGCGGACACUACGAGGUCAUACAAUUGCUUCUGGAGAAUGGUGCGCUGUGUGAACGAGACACCUUCCAGGGCGAGCGCUGUCUGUACAACGCGCUCAACGAUCGGAUACGGAACCUCCUACUUUCCUACGACUACGCCAAAUCUUCGAACCCUCUGCAGCCGCUUGCCGCGCACAUUACCUCCCUCCUUACGCGGCCCGAACCAGUCACAGCCGAUCUCACCAUCGAGGCAUACGACCAAAGCUUCCAUGUGCACAAGUUUCUCCUCGCAGCUCGCUCGCCAUACUUUGCGAAGAAGCUCCGCGCGGCACCAAACACGACGACAUGGACCUUGCCACAAAACAUACCCAGCCGAUCGCUAGGCGUCGCAUUGCAGUACCUGUACUUCUCAGAGGUAUCGAUGCGGAGAGCAAUGCAUGGACUGAACGACGACGAAGAAACACACGCCUUGAAGGGCAUCGAUAAAAUCGGGCGCCAGUUGGAGAUGGACCGGCUGUUUGACGACAUUACAGAAGUAGCGGAUCGGCGGUUGCUCCGCCAGAAGCGAGCAGAAGAACUGAUUCGCGGUCGAGAUCAGCUCGAGACAUGGUUCAAGGAGCAUGUUCUGGACAACAAGCUCGAAGUCGAGACAGCCAACGUGGACAAUCUCAAGUGGGAUCGGGAUAACUCCAUCUACGCCGACAUCCUGCUUCGAGCAGACGACACCGAAGAAGACUACGAAUCCGAUGAGACGGAUGCCUCCCCUGGUCCCUCGGAGUCCUCAACACCACCCGCGUGCAGUAUCCUCGGACUUCCAGUCAAAUCUCGCUCUCCAUCUCGUUCCCGCAAGUCACGCAGAUCCACCAUUUACCCUGCACACAAAGCCAUGCUGCUCCGCUCAGAAUACUUUUCCACCAUGCUGAACUCGCACUUUCGCGAAGCCCAACAGACCCCCUAUCUCCAGAUCGUCACCCUUGACUGCUCUCCCAAGGUUCUCGAAACAAUCCUCACCUUCCUCUACACCGAACGCUCCGACUUUGGUCUCGACGUUGCCAUCGACGUGCUUUUCACGGCAGACCAGCUCUUCAUCGAGAAGCUGAAGCAGCGCGCUGCACUCAUCAUCUCCACGCUCGGCAACGGCAAUUCCUCGACCGUGGAAAGCGAAAACCCGAGAGGCGAGACAGACGCAGAAGAAGUCAUCGACAUCUACGAGGUCAUCCGGGCGGGCUGGGACACGCGCGUGCAGCGGUUAGAAGAGUUUGGAGCGCGAUACAUCGCGUACCGGUUGGAGAGCUACAUCGACACCCCCGAGUUUGCCGAGAUUGUGCAAGAGUCCGCCCGCAGAGUCAAGGGCCGGCAGGAAACCGAUACCGUCGAGCUCGUGGACGAUAUUCGGUAUUACCUUUCGGACCGGUUCCGGCUACGCUUCGAGGACAGCGGGUUGGAAGAGAUGAUGGAGCAGAGAGGAGACGCAGAUGCCAUUGCCGAGGCGAUGCAGGAUCUAGGCGUCAAAGAUGAAGGUGACGAAAACAAGAAUGAGUUGUCAGGGAAGGAGCUUGAAGAACAGUUUGCCGUGGGAGCCAUCCGCACGUUGGAUGGAGAGAUUGCCGGUGAUGAGUUGGCACAGGACGCGAUGAAUUACCAGAUCCUGCUGGCAAAGAUUGACCAGUUGUUGGAGAAUCUGAACCUGGACGCUUAGUUUAUAGACUGGCGUGCGUUGACUUGCAUAGAUGCCAUCUGCGAUAGAAGUACAUAUACAACAUGCAGACGACCACCAGUAAAUAGAUAUGGGUCACCCUAACGCAAUCGAAGUUCAUUAGCAGGUACAUGCUCGACAAUGCUGUCUACUACGACUCAAGCCGUCCUUCGUUGUGCAAGCGGAAUUCCGGACGGUGCUGUGAUCCCGUCUUGUAUCGUCUUUGGCUGUUUAGGGCCGCC
This is a messenger RNA of Paraphaeosphaeria sporulosa, 2150 nucleotides long. RefSeq lists its product as uncharacterized. Gene Ontology annotation, cellular component: ubiquitin ligase complex; cytoplasm. The record is from RefSeq and is a predicted model, not a curated record. The transcript has 2 exons. Bases 1 to 1911 code for a protein of 636 amino acids. NCBI's taxonomy places the organism in Eukaryota, Fungi, Ascomycota, Dothideomycetes, Pleosporales, Didymosphaeriaceae. Gene Ontology annotation, molecular function: protein binding.